This is a messenger RNA of Rotaria sordida, 303 nucleotides long. The record is from the annotation of a GenBank genome assembly. Lineage: Eukaryota; Metazoa; Rotifera; Eurotatoria; Philodinida; Philodinidae.
AUGGAUGAUGAUACGCAAGCAAUUGCCAUAGGUCUUGGCGCUGGUCUUGGCGGGUUUGCUGGCCUUUUACUUAUUGGUUGUAUUUGUUGGCAAAUACUUUGUGGCUCUUGGUGUGAAAAGAAAAAAGUUCAAGCAAGAGUAAAUCCAAUUCCAGCUAAAAAUCAACGACAUAUAACGACAGUAACUAAAGUACAUAAUAAUUCAUUAAUUAUGACAGAUAUGAACAAUACUAAUGUUAAUCCUGAUUUAAAAUCGAGUACUGCGAAUGAUUUAGCAAGUAACGUCAAAUCAGCACGCCGAUGA